AUGCUCUGCGCAGGCUCCAUCUGCGAUGAUUUCAGAUUUGGGGGCAAGGAUGGUUUCAUAUAUGGGGUGCGAUGGGUUGGGGAACAGGGAAAGUGGGUUGUUUGCAGGCAGUGGUUGUGA
Molecule: messenger RNA, 120 nt
Organism: Prunus armeniaca (apricot)
Lineage: Eukaryota; Viridiplantae; Streptophyta; Magnoliopsida; Rosales; Rosaceae
Source: the annotation of a GenBank genome assembly